ACAGAAGAAGAUCUCGUCCGAUCGGCCAAAAACUCUCUCCGUUUUCGCGAUCCAUCGUGAAGAAUUCGCGAACGAUGUUCGCGAAAUCGAGGAUCACGAUCAAGAACCAGUUCGAGAAAACGUCGACAUUCCGUAGAAGAAGUGAACGGGGUUUCUUAUCACCGGAACAAUAAUGUCACUCCCUUUACGGACAAACGUAUUGGAACCAGUAUGUGCUGGUACUUUUCCAGAUGACUCGUUGCGAAAAAUUUUCACUCUCGUCGCGGGAGUAUAAUGAAACGCGAAAGUGAUCCAUCCCCUCUUGAAGAAGGCAUCGCGUGUACAGCCUCUAGAUCAGUAACACACCUCUGGCAGCCACAUAUAUAAGAUGGUAAAAGUAUACGACUGAUCUAUUUACUGUUAACUCGAGCAACGUGCUCGAAGAGAGAAGAAAUUGUUCCCAGAGAGAAGAUCGUUCUAUCAUUUCGCUCAAGAUGAGACACGGGGGACACGCGAGGCUUUUAUUGCCACUCUUUAUGGCAACUGCAAUGAGUUUACCGAUUCGCAACAGCUAUGAUAGACGCGUAUACAAGUACGAUCACUUCCCUGCAACACGAUAUGCUCGUCAAAUUAUGCCUUUCUAUGUAAGGCAAAAUAGAGCCAAUUAUAUCGCAGAAGGAAAUAUACACAACACGAAUGUAGUCAGAAUCAUACAAGAGGAGCCUAAAGAUAGUCAAUUUUCAGGAUCUCACGUUCAACAUUUUAAACGCGAGCUUGAAGAUGGAUAUGAAAAAAACCUCGGAGCUGAAUUGGAUAGCGGAGGACAAAACGUACACGAUUAUCACGUAUUAGAGAGAGAUAAUGAACAUAAAACUGUCAUGAUCAUAAAGAAGAUCGCGGUACCGUACCCUGUAGAAAAGACUAUCCAAUAUCCUGUAAUAAAAAAAAUACUAUAUCCGAUCAAAGUUCCGGUUCCGCAGCCGUACGCAAUCGAAAAGAAAAUACCGUAUCCUGUGAAGGUCUUCGUCAAAGUUCCAAUGAAAAUUCCACGGCCGGUACCAGUCGUCAAGGAGGUUCCGUAUCCGGUCCAAGUGCCGGUGGAUCGUCCUGUUCCGGUCAAGGUGUACGUCCCGAAACCGUAUCCCAUUGAGAGAAAGAUACAUUAUGAAGUGAAGAUUCCAGUACUGCAUCCGUUUCCCGUAGAGCGAAGAGUACCAGUACCGGUGAAGGUACCGGUACACGUAUCUCAGCCAUAUCCGGUCGAGAAAAUCAUUCAUUAUCCUGUGAAGAUCUUGGUGGACAAACCGAUACCAGUUCCGGUAUCGAAGCCAUAUCCGGUACCAAUCGUAAAGCCGGUUCCGUAUCACGUUGAGAAGCCGGUUCCGAUUCCGGUCAAAGUAAAAGUGGAACGACCAGUGCCGGUUCCGGUGGACCAUCCGGUGCCGGUCAAGGUAAAUGUUCCGGUACCGGCGCCGUAUUUGGUCGAAAAAAAGGUACCGUACGCCGUAGAGAAAUUCGUACCUAUACCGGUAAAGAUACCGGUAGAGAGGCCCGUGCCGAUUCACGUGAGCAAGCCAGUCGAGUACCACAUCGAAAAACCCGUUCCCUAUCCAGUUAAGAUACCGGUCGCGGUGCCAAUAGACGAGGGCACCAGUCACCGAUAAAUGCGAAGUAUCAAAGAUAAUUAGAUAAUGAUAAUGCAUAAAUGACAAUGUAGCUGUCAGAGGCUUCGUAUUUCGAUCAUAACAUCUUUCGAAGAGAAAUAAUCGAAAAAGAGAAAACAGAAGAUUUUAUACAGUGGCAUUAAGUAGUGAAUGAAGUAAUGAAUUCGUCAUUGCUUUCUCUAAGGGGAUAUUUAUUUACAUUGUACGGAAUUUUUACUCUUGAACGCAUGUAAAGUAUAUGUAACGCCAUCUUCGCAACAUGUAUUGUUACUGCACUCGGUACAUAUCGACCGAAUCAUAGUCUUUAUCAUAUUAUUAUCAUGAAUUAUUGUAAUGUUGUUAGAAUAAAUAGUUGUUGUUGCGAUUCUAAUAAAAACUCCCCUAAUCCCAAA
This is a messenger RNA of Wasmannia auropunctata (little fire ant), 2035 nucleotides long. RefSeq names its product proline-rich protein 4. Bases 474 to 1643 code for a protein of 389 amino acids. The transcript has 4 exons. The record is from RefSeq and is a predicted model, not a curated record. NCBI's taxonomy places the organism in Eukaryota, Metazoa, Arthropoda, Insecta, Hymenoptera, Formicidae.